Molecule: messenger RNA, 780 nt
Organism: Peromyscus californicus insignis
Lineage: Eukaryota; Metazoa; Chordata; Mammalia; Rodentia; Cricetidae
Product: proline-rich protein 23A3-like
Exons: 1
Coding region: 1-780 (259 amino acids)
Source: RefSeq, a predicted model, not a curated record
AUGCUGGGAAUGAGGCCCCGCAGCCCCAGCGUCGACCCCGAGCCCUGCUGGCCACCGCAGCCACAAGGACCCAGCCCUGCCAAGCGCCGCCGCCUCCACGAGCCCGCCCGCCACGAGCCCCUGGCGCCGCCAGACAUGGAAGCGCCCGCCGGACCCGCCAGCGACGCGCUCACCUCGGUGGUGUUCCUGGCCCCUGGCUGCGCCAUGCAACUGCAGCUGGAAGACGUCGAGCUGCUGCUGGAGCCAGAGCCCACCUCGGUCCUGCAAGUGUCGCUCCCUGGACACACCUUAAUCCUCGUCCCCGAGAGCCUCCACGCCUCGGUCCAUCUUGGACAGCCUGGGUUCUCGUCCGCCAGCCCGCAGGGGGCCACUCUCCUUGACGUGUUCCAGGACCAGCAGGGAUCCUUCGGUGCGUCCGUAUCAGACAUCUUUGGUUUGGAAGACGCCUAUGACCAGGAAGAUCCUGAACCAGGCUUCCUGUCACCCUGGAUGGAUGCUUCAGCUAGUCAGGUCGCUGGGCUUCAUCUCUCCUCCACAAGAGUAUACAGUCCUUGGCCUCAGGACCCAGUAGCAGAGCCAUGGCCUCUGGUGCUUUCCACUAGGGCCAAGAGAUAUUCUCCGAGGUCCAUCUGGGACCUGGGCAGCUACCUGCUGGGACCCUUCCCCAGCUCACCACUUCAGCCCCUGCCUCCAUCUCCUCCUCCAAGUCCUCAAGAGCAGCACCUUCCAUGCCCUCCACGGCCCCUGUGCAAGGCCCGGAGGCGACUGUUCUGUGAAUGA